UGGAAUUUCCCUCGCAACAUGUCGGACGUCAACGCUAUCGUGAUCGAGCCGCUCAAGGCCUUUGCCAAGAACUCGAUCCACCUCGUCAAGAAGUGCACGAAGCCCGACCGCAAGGAGUUUACCCGCAUUGCCGGCGCCACGAGCAUUGGCUUCCUCAUGAUGGGCUUCAUCGGCUUCUUCGUCAAGCUCGUGCACAUCCCGAUCAACAACAUCCUCGUCGGCGGCAGCGCCUAGAUGCCAAGCCUUUUUCUAGUGUUUCCUUAUAGUGGUUAGUAAUAUAUCGAGUCCCUCGAUACGACAUGGCGACCGUCCCGCAGCCGAA
Messenger RNA from Saprolegnia parasitica CBS 223.65, 322 nucleotides. Its product is annotated as translocase SEC61 complex gamma subunit. Gene Ontology annotation, biological process: protein targeting; post-translational protein targeting to membrane, translocation. The transcript is spliced from 2 exons. Lineage: Eukaryota; Oomycota; Saprolegniomycetes; Saprolegniales; Saprolegniaceae. Bases 19 to 234 code for a protein of 71 amino acids. Gene Ontology annotation, cellular component: membrane; Ssh1 translocon complex. The record is from RefSeq and is a predicted model, not a curated record. Gene Ontology annotation, molecular function: transmembrane protein transporter activity.